UCGACCAUACAGCCUCUAAUCGGCGCCUCAAACGCUGUCUGUAAAAGCUCCUUAAAAGAGAUAAAGCUUUUAAUAAACACUCGCUGCUACAGUUUUACUAUAAAAGAGACAUAAAUUCCUUUUAAAAUAUAGCCUCCAGAUUAGGCGUGACUGGUUAUAGCGGCUAUAAUUUUCGAGUUUUAGUAACGAAAUGCUACCUUUUGGGGUGCGUGUUCUUAAGUCCAGAGCGAAGGCGUAAGUUAGUAUUAGAAUCUUAUUCGGAGCCCCCUCAGCACCACCUCCUAUGAGUGAAUUUAUCAUUUAAGUGCUAUCAAGUAAAAAGACAAUGUUUUCUCACUUGGUUUGUUUUAUUUUGUGUGUGUCUAUCAGCGCUGGGGACUCAUUUGGCAAGAGUUUUCUUAGAGUGAGUGAUGAAUAUUACGCGUAUGGUCAAGAAACUGUCAAUCAGCUGCCUCCAUGUCGAGACUGUAGUUGUGGGGAACGCAACGAGGAGGCUCGCGUGGUGGGCGGCUCUACCGCUGACGUGAAUGCCUUCCCAUGGAUCGCUCGCCUCAUCUACGGCAACUCCUUUGGCUGCGGCGCGUCACUCAUCAACGAUAGAUACGUUCUGUCGGCAGCGCAUUGCGUUAAAGGUUUCAUGUGGUUCAUGUUCCGAGUGAAGUUUGGUGAACAUGACCGAUGUGACAAGGCUCACAUACCGGAGAUUCGGUACGUCACGAAGAUGUACAUCCACAAUUUCACACUGACUGAGUUAUCCAACGAUAUAUCACUGCUGCGACUCAAUAAGCCGAUAGAAUAUUCCUAUGCUAUCAGGCCUGUGUGCUUGCCGAAGUCAGAUUACAAUCUCUACGUGGGUACUCUAGCAACAGUGUCGGGUUGGGGCGCAAUGGCUGAGACCGGCAAAUGGUCGUGUACGCUACUGGAGGCGCAACUACCGAUCCUCAGCAAUGAGGAGUGUCAGAAUACUAAGUACAAUAAAUCGAAGAUCAAAGACGUUAUGAUGUGUGCGGGAUACCCUGCCACCGCUCAUAAGGACGCUUGCACUGGCGACAGCGGUGGACCCCUCAUUGCAGAAAAUAACGAACAUGCAUAUGAUUUAAUUGGGAUAGUAUCUUGGGGCUUUGGAUGUGCAAGGAUCGGGUAUCCGGGCGUUUACGUCAGAGUCACUAAAUACUUGGACUGGAUCAUGGACAACACAGCUGACGCCUGCUACUGUGAUUAUUUUAUUUUUAUGUUGGUUUUGUGCUAUCAUUUGUUAUGUUAUUCAGUCAAGGCCGAAGAGAAUGUCACCACCAUGGAAGAUACAGUUAGUGUUAGCGCCGCAGAUAUCGUUUCUGAAGCCAUACCUGAAGAAUUGUUAUCAGAGGAUAUCAAUAAAUGCAGUUGUCGUUGCGGAGAGCGCAACGAAGCCUCCAGGAUAGUGGGAGGUGUGGAGACUGCAGUCAACGAGUUCCCCUGGGUGGCGCGGCUGACAUACUUCAACAAGUUCUACUGUGGAGGAAUGCUCAUUAACGAUAGAUACGUCUUGACUGCAGCGCACUGUGUCAAAGGACUAAUGUGGUUUAUGAUAAAGGUGACAUUAGGUGAACACAACAGAUGCAAUAAGACCCAUAGACCUGAGACCCGCUACGUGGUGAACGCCGUGGCCCAUAAUUUCACGUACCUGACAUUCAGAGACGAUAUAGCAGUGUUGAAACUCAAUGAAAGAGUGCCGAUAUCUGAUACUAUUAAACCGGUGUGCCUGCCUCAUAAUGAUGUCAACCAAUACGCAGGAGUAAGAGCCAUAGCAGUGGGUUGGGGAUCAAUGGGGGAACAGAGGAAUCAUUCCUGUAAUCUACUGGAUGUAGAAUUACCGGUUCUAAGCAACGCCCAAUGUAGGAAGACCAAGUAUGAGCCGACUAUGAUAGUAGAUGACAUGCUCUGUGCUGGCUAUCCUGAAGUGGGGGCUAAGGAUACCUGCCAGGGUGAUAGUGGUGGACCAUUAUCAGCAGAAAGGGGUGACAAGCGCUACGAAUUAUUAGGUGUUGUUUCAUGGGGUAUUGGCUGUGGUAGACGAGGAUAUCCGGGAGUCUACACUAGAGUCACCAAAUACUUGAACUGGAUCAAACAAAAUGCACGCCACGGUUGUUUCUGCACUGACUAAUGUAGAAUUAAUAAUGUAGUUUAUUUAGUUUGAUUCAAAAGGAAUAAAGAAUAAAUAAUAAAAUGCAAGUUAUUAUACAAGUAUUACAAUAUUUUAUUGUUAUUAAAUAGUACAUUAAAGUUUACUUACAUAAAUAGCGCCUUCAUUAUUUAAGUACUUAAUUGUUUAAACGUAAAUAUAACUUAAAUUAUC
Molecule: messenger RNA, 2335 nt
Organism: Bicyclus anynana (squinting bush brown)
Lineage: Eukaryota; Metazoa; Arthropoda; Insecta; Lepidoptera; Nymphalidae
Product: transmembrane protease serine 9-like
Exons: 14
Coding region: 326-2143 (605 amino acids)
Biological process (GO): proteolysis
Molecular function (GO): serine-type endopeptidase activity
Source: RefSeq, a predicted model, not a curated record